AUGGAGUCACUAGCACCCGUUCUCAAUUACGACAUUCUCCUAGAGGUCAUGAAGAUGUGCGAAAGGCCUGACUGCUCUCGGUUCAUGCGGACCUGUCGGUUCUUCCACACGCACGGGUUCGAAGCGUUGCUCUCGCAUGACAUUUCCACGUCCACAGAAGAGGACCUCACGCGCGUCCUCGCCUUUUUGCGGAAGGACCCUGACAAGCGCUUCAAAUUCGUGCGCUCUAUGCAAUUCGACUUUCCCGAACUCACCGACACUGCGACUCUGGAGCUAGCCGACGCGCUGCGCCGAAUGGUCAACCUCACAGCUCUGUCGAUACAGUACAGCGAGGAUAUAAUCCUGUCUGAACCAGAACCAGCCCUCUUCGACGCAAUCGCGGCGCUCACCUCUCUGCGAGAGCUGGAUUUGCACUAUGCCGGAGAGCAUUCCAUCCGCUUGCUACAAUCCCUCCGUUCGGAGCUGGUUGAAGUGAACGUUCACAUCCUCGAUAUGACCGACUGCACGUGCUUCUUUGACACUGUACCGGCUGACGACCGGCCACUGUAUCACCCCGCCGUGCUCCUGCAACACUCCAGGUCCACCCUCCAGGAGCUGUUUACUUAUGAAUGGUACAUGGAUGCCGACACCCCUCCCGACCCUACGCUCGUCUAUCCACAAAUGUGGCGGCUCGACCUUGAGCGCUCCCUCUUCCCGUGCACCCUUCCCCUGAUUAACGCGUACCCAAACCUCACCCACCUCUGCUUCCACACGGGUGAGAGCGAGCACCAACAGUACCUCCAGUCUAAGAUUGAAGCGUACGACACACGCCACGCCCUCAACGUCUCCCAGCAGCAGGCCUCGGUCCGCACCUGGGAGUCGCUGCACGAAUACAGCGGGAGCCUCGUCGAUCUCUACCUCCUCGGCCUCACCUGCCCCAUCAACAGGGUCUACCUGCACAGCAUGCCCACCGUCCUCCGUCAUAUGCUGCCCACCGUGCUCGCCUACGCGCGCCCGCGGGACCUUACGCUGCAGAACUGGCCCAUGCAGCUCCGCGACAAUCAUCCGGCCGAGGUGUUCGCAGCGCUCCGCGGGGAGGGAGUCUCGCGGCUCGAAGCGUUCUGCAUCGAAGCAAGGCUGGAACAAGACGACGGCGCCGUCGACAUCGCCGCUGUGCUCGAGGGCCUCCGGGCAUCACUUCUGAGCGCGCCGCUGCAGGAGCUGCGCAUGAACAUCGGGAUGCAGCCCGACUGCGAGUCUGUCGCCGCCCGUGCUCAGUGGCACCCUCGUGAUCCCCCUCCCGACCGCGAGGAGUCCCCGAGUAUGUGCUUAGCGGAGCGCUCGGCGGAGGACUUUGACCUCGAGGGCUGCCUGCGUCAGUUCAUGGAGGACGUCCCGACGCUGCGACGCGCGAAUAUUGAAUUGAACGGCCCGAAAGACCGGUGGCGUUUUGCGACGAUUGUCGAUGGGAAGCUGCAAAUUGAAGAGCGGCGCUCGUAG
Trametes versicolor FP-101664 SS1 is the source of this 1479-nucleotide messenger RNA. RefSeq lists its product as uncharacterized. Bases 1 to 1479 code for a protein of 492 amino acids. The transcript has 2 exons. The record is from RefSeq and is a predicted model, not a curated record. NCBI's taxonomy places the organism in Eukaryota, Fungi, Basidiomycota, Agaricomycetes, Polyporales, Polyporaceae.